Dama dama (fallow deer) is the source of this 1407-nucleotide messenger RNA. It is a transcript of the gene GABRR3, whose product is annotated as gamma-aminobutyric acid type A receptor subunit rho3. Gene Ontology annotation, molecular function: GABA-A receptor activity; neurotransmitter receptor activity; extracellular ligand-gated monoatomic ion channel activity. Gene Ontology annotation, biological process: nervous system process; signal transduction; chemical synaptic transmission. Gene Ontology annotation, cellular component: GABA-A receptor complex; membrane; synapse. The record is from RefSeq and is a predicted model, not a curated record. The transcript has 9 exons. The coding region runs from base 1 to 1407 and encodes 468 amino acids. Lineage: Eukaryota; Metazoa; Chordata; Mammalia; Artiodactyla; Cervidae.
AUGAUCCUGGCUUCCCAGUUGGUUUUCUUCACCUGCAUCUGGAUCACACUGAUGCCAAAUGCUUCUGUUGUUGCUGAAAUCAAGGCGCCCCACCCACGCUGCUCCUCUUCAAUGGAACAGACUCGCAAACAAGAAACUAGAAUGAGGAAAGAAGACAAUACCAAGGUGUGGCCCCUGAAAUACAAGCAAAUCCUCCACAUAGAGGACCAUGACUUUGCAAUGAGACCUGGAUUUGGAGGGUCUCCAGUGCCAGUGGGUAUAGAUAUCCAGGUUGAAAGUAUUGACAGCAUUUCAGAGGUUGACAUGGACUUUACAAUGACUUUUUAUCUCAGACAUUACUGGAAAGAUGAAAGGCUCGCCUUUCCCAGCAAGACCAACAAAAGUAUGACUUUUGAUCAUAGAUUAAUCGAAAAGAUUUGGGUGCCUGAUAUCUUCUUUGUCCAUUCUAAGAGAUCCUUCAUCCAUGACACAACUGUGGAGAACAUCAUGCUGCGUGUCCACCCUGAUGGAAACGUCCUCUUCAGUGUCAGGAUAACUGUUUCAGCAAUGUGCUUUAUGGAUUUCAGCAGGUUUCCUCUUGACACUCAAAACUGUUCCCUUGAACUGGAAAGCUAUGCCUACAAUGAGGAGGAUCUAAUGCUGUACUGGAAACAUGGAAACAAGUCCCUAAACACCGAUGAGCAUAUUUCCCUGUCUCAGUUUUUCGUUGAGGAAUUCAGUGCAUCCAGUGGAUUUGCUUUCUAUAGCAGCACAGGUUGGUAUAAUAGGCUUUUCAUCAACUUUGUGCUAAGGAGGCAUAUUUUCUUCUUUGUCCUACAAACCUAUUUCCCAGCCAUGUUGAUGGUAAUGCUUUCCUGGGUUUCAUUUUGGAUCGACCGAAGAGCUGUCCCCGCAAGAGUUUCCUUGGGAAUCACCACGGUGCUGACCAUGUCCACGAUCCUCUCCGGGGUGAGUGCCUCCAUGCCCCAGGUGUCCUACGUCAAGGCUGUGGACGUGUACCUGUGGGUCAGCUCCCUCUUUGUCUUCCUGUCGGUCAUUGAGUACGCAGCCGUGAACUACCUCACCACUGUGGAAGAGCGGAGACGAUUCAAGAAGACCGGGAAGAUUUCUAGAAUGUACAGUAUUGAGGCAACUCAAGCCAUGGCCUUCGAUGGUUGUUACCGUGACAGUAAGACUGACAUGGACCAGACUUCCUUUUCUGUACACUCAGAAGAGGACGCCUUGCAAGCAAGAUGCAUAAGCAACCUCAGUGCAGAUUCACCUCGGAUAAAGAGGAGAAAAUCCUUAGGAGGGCAGGUUGGUAGAAUCAUUCUGGAGAACAACCAUGUCAUUGACACCUAUUCAAGGAUUUUAUUUCCCACUGUGUACAUUACGUUUAAUUUGUUCUACUGGAGUAUUUAUGUUUGA